ACUGUCAAAACCAGUCAAAACUCGUCGAGAUAUGUGAAAAAUAUUUGUAUUUUUCGCGAAAAAAAAUACGCUUUUAAUGAAAAAUGAGACGUGAAUUCAUAUUACUGUUAUUAGGGAUAAUAAGUAUAUCGACUCUGUCAUCUUUACUGUCCAAUUACGUGCAAAUUGAGCCCGACAAACUGUUAUUAGACACAGUAGUCGGGGCUGUGGGUGCAGGGAACUUUUCCUAUUGGCAAUUAGGGCAUACGGGGCCCUUAUUAAUUGAAUUGACCUCUUUGACCGGUGAUGCGGACCUUUAUGUGUCGGAUUCUGUACGGCCAAGUUAUGAGAUUGACAGGAACAACUUCAGUUCAGCCACGUGUGGGAAUGACCUGGUCAACAUCCCGCCUGACUUUCCCAGACCUAUAGGUAUAGGUGUAUUUGGUGCAUGGUCCCACUCUGUAUCGGAGUACAGCAUUCAAGUCUUCCUCGACGGUGCCAAACUACAGUCCCUGGCCACGGAGUUCCAGAAUGCGAACCCAGACAAGUCUGAUAACAAUCAGCGCAAGGACAAGUCCGUACCAAAGAAGGUGGACGAGGAGAAGCCCCGGUUCUUCCUCAGACUCCUCAACAUUCUGGAGAUGGUGUUCGAGAUGGUGGUGUUAUAGUUCUUCUUCCUCGUUACGUGCUAGUAACUGACCUUUUCCCACAUCAUCAUCAACUGAAGUCCACUGCUGGGCAUAGCUCGAGUCCUGAAGCUGGACAGGGCACAUAGGUUGAAAUCUUUUUUUUUUUUUCUCUAAAUCUGGCUUUACUCUGAUU
Messenger RNA from Maniola jurtina (meadow brown), 801 nucleotides. RefSeq names its product UPF0669 protein C6orf120 homolog. The coding region runs from base 84 to 647 and encodes 187 amino acids. The record is from RefSeq and is a predicted model, not a curated record. The transcript has 4 exons. NCBI's taxonomy places the organism in Eukaryota, Metazoa, Arthropoda, Insecta, Lepidoptera, Nymphalidae.